This is a messenger RNA of Lodderomyces theae, 798 nucleotides long. RefSeq lists its product as uncharacterized. The record is from RefSeq and is a predicted model, not a curated record. The transcript is spliced from 2 exons. Gene Ontology annotation, molecular function: RNA binding. Gene Ontology annotation, cellular component: cytoplasm; nucleus. NCBI's taxonomy places the organism in Eukaryota, Fungi, Ascomycota, Pichiomycetes, Serinales, Debaryomycetaceae. The coding region runs from base 1 to 798 and encodes 265 amino acids.
AUGUCUUUUCAAAACAAAAACUUGUACGACUUGUUGGGUAACGACGUUGAGGAAGACAACACAGCCAGUCUCCCAAUCAAAGAGGUUGUAAAGAAGAACACUUCCUCCAAGAAGUCUGACGUUCCUCCACCAUCAGCUGACCCUACUAAAGCUAAGAAGAAGUCCAAGCCAACUGGUAAUGAAGGUGCUUUGAAAACCAAGAACAGUAACAAGGAUGUCCCACCUCCACAAUCUACUGCUACCAAACACCAGAAGAAACCAUUUGACCGUCACUCAAGAACCGGAAAGACCGACUCCCAAAAGAAGAUCAAACAAGGUUGGGGUAACUCUGAGUCUAGAGAAUUGGAAGGUGAAGUUGAAGGAACCGAGGAUGCUGAGCACGAUUUGGUAGAAGAAGCCGAAGAGGAAGUUGACACCACUCCAAAGAAGUCUCUUCAAGAGUACCUUGCCGAACAAGAGCAAAAGCAAAAGGAGUUGGACGGAGCUAAGAAAUUGAGAAAAGCCAACGAAGGUGCUGAAGAGAAAUGGAAUUCUGAAGAAAAGAUUGAAAAGACUCAAGAAGCUUACUUUGCUUCUACUCAUCAAAAGAAGACCAAGUCCAAGGCCCCAAAGGAAAAGGUUUUCUUGGAAGUUGAAACCGUUUUUGCCGAUGAGCAACCACAAGAACCAAGAGGUGGCUUUAGAGGUGGAAAGAGAGGAGGAUCAAGAGGUGGAAGCAGAGGUGGAAGCAGAGGUGGCAACAGAGGUGGUCUCAGAGGCGGAAAAUCUUACAAUGAAAGAGAUUUCCCAUCUUUGUAA